AUGAAUUCUUCGACUCUUGGUUUCGUUGUCGCACAACGAGCUGCUCAAGCCAACCUUCAUACCCGAGCUAGCAACGGCUCUCAGGAGAAGAAUCUACCUGGAAUUCUUGGAAACCAAAAUUAUACACUUGUACGAUUCCGCUUCCCCAUACGAUUAGCAGCCAUGGCCGCCGCUCAGUCGACCCUCGACACGCCCCUGGCCACAGCAGAUUCCCUCCUGAUGGGCACUGCCAAUGCUACCGUCCGUGAGAGUGGAAUCAUCGCUGCUGCCGUCGCCGAGUUCCAGCAGUCUCCCAUUCGAUAUACCGUCUCGACCCUCCUUGUCACCGUCCUCGUAUAUCUCUACAGACGGUCGAUUCCAGCGCUCGACGCAAAAGAGCCACCGCUGAUGCUUCCCCAGAUCCCGUUCGUUGGCCACCUCAUCGGUCUCAUCAGGAACCAGGCAGAAUACUACACAAAUCUACACAACAAGACUGGAGCUGCCAUCGCCACGCUGCCCAUGCUCGGCGGCAAGACAUAUGCCAUCUGGGAUCCUGCCCUUGUCCAGUCCGCUCUCCGCCAGAAGACUCUCAGCUUCGAGCCAUUCGCCGUCGACUUCCUGCAAACCAUGCUGGGCAUGAAGGAAGAGUCCUACAGGGCCUUCCGAGAGAUUCCCGAGCUCGUGGUCGAGUUCUUCGACGCCCUCCAUGUGACGGUCCGUGGCGAGCCGCUGCACCGCAUGAAUGCCACGGCCCUCAACUACAUUUCGUCUCGACUAGACGGGAUGAAGGGAAGCAGCGAGGUGCCCAUCGACAACUUCUACCUCUGGCUGCGCGAGCUGAUGACCUCGGCAACAACCACCGCCCUCAUGGGCCGCCAGAACCCUCUCCUCAAAGACCCCCAGCUUGUCAAUGACCUGUGGACCUGGGAAGCGGCCAUCCCCACCAUGCUCAUCACCCCGUGGCACCCCGUCACCAACGCCGCGGGAUUCCAGGCCCGCGAGAAGCUCCAGAAGGAGCUCGGCAGAUACUACGCCGCCCGGGGCGACGAGGACGAGACCGCGGCGGCCGUGACCCGCGAGCGCGCGGCGGUUCUCCGAAAGUACGGCCUCCCCGACAGCGAAAUCGGCAGGUUCGAAGCCAGCCUGCUCCAGCUCGCCACGGGCAACACCAUCCCCACCACCUUCUGGAUGGCCGCGCACGUCCUGGCGCGGCCCGGCGUCGUCGCCCGGCUCCGGAGCGAGCUGGACCCCCUCGUGCGGCGCGAGCCCGGCAGCGACGUGGCCGCGCUCGACGUGGCCGCGCUCGAGGACGCGUGCCCCCUGCUCGUCAGCUGCUACCGCGAGUCGAUCCGGCUGUCCAACCACGCCCUCUGCGUCCGGCGCGUCAUGGAGGACACGGUCGUCUCCGACGGGCGCGGCGGCGCCUCGUACCUCCUCCGGAAGGGCGCCGACGUGCAGAUCCCCGCGGGCUACACGCACCGCGCCGAGGAGGUCUGGGGCGCCGACGCGGCCGAGUUCCGGGCGGACCGGUUCGUGGGCCGGCAGGCCGACAGGGCCAGGAGGGCGGCGUACAUUCCGUUCGGGGGCGGCAGGCACCUCUGCCCCGGGCGCAACUUUGCCUCUGCCGAGAUUCUGGGGGCCGCGGCGGCGCUCGUCCUGGCAUUUGAGGCGUCGGGCUACGGGGAGGGCGGAGCCGUGCGGCUGGUCGGGAUGGCGGGCUCGACGAUUUUGGGGGGCGCGUCGAAGCCCCUGGGGCAGGGGGAGGGUAUGGGCCUUGUCCUCCAGAGGCGGCUGGGGUGGGAGCAUGUUAGUUUUGAGUUUGGGGUUGCGAAGUAG
Molecule: messenger RNA, 1815 nt
Organism: Metarhizium brunneum ARSEF 3297
Lineage: Eukaryota; Fungi; Ascomycota; Sordariomycetes; Hypocreales; Clavicipitaceae
Molecular function (GO): iron ion binding; heme binding; oxidoreductase activity, acting on paired donors, with incorporation or reduction of molecular oxygen
Source: RefSeq, a predicted model, not a curated record